UGUGGUUUACUCCACCACAAACUUAGGUGAACCGAAUGCGUCCUCCCAUCUAAUUUUACAUCACCGUUGGUCACAUGUUCAUGCAUAUGUUUUAGGGUGUGAUUAACUCACAGUCUACUGAGAACUAAGUAGUUAUUAGUACAAUGGUGUCAUCAAACCUCAGGUGCAACCGAUUACUACGGAUCACAACGCAAAUCUUACAUUUUGAAGUUAUUUUUCGUAAUUGCAACUUCACUUGUAACGACAUUUUUUUGUUGCAUCCCUAAUUGCAACUGAAAGAAUUCUGAGCUUCAGCCCAACUUACUACUUAAGUGCACAUAUAUAUCACGAUGCAAAUCCGACAUUGCAGUCUAGUGAACACUAGGUUAAUUCUCAUUCUACCGAAAACUAGCAAUUCCCUGUGUUUUAUGUUACUGUUGCAUCACCAUUGGAGUAGUUGGCAGUGUACACUAGCUGAAAAUAUCACUUUCCACCUGCAGGCAGCCGAGGAUCCGGGCAAACGCCGAUGGGCUGGGACGCGCGCGCGGGGGCGGCGCUGUGCGCGGCGCGUGGGAUGGCGCACCUGCACGCGGCACACGGCCUUGUCCAUGGCAACGUCAAGUCCUCAAACCUUUUGCUCCGGCACGGCGGCGACCCUGACAAUGCCGCCGCGCUCUCCGACUACUCCCUGCAGCACCUCUUCGCCCCGCUGCCACCGUCCGCGCGUGCCGGUGGAUACCACGCGCCCGAGCUGGUGGACCCGCGUCGGCCCACGUUCAGCUCGGACGUGUACUCCCUUGGGGUGCUCUUCCUCGAGAUCCUCACCGGCAAGUGCCCAGCUUCGGGGACGGCCGGCGUCGACGGCGGUGGCGCCGCGUUGGACCUGCCUCGGUGGGUGCAGUCGGUGGUGCGGGAGGAGUGGACGGCGGAGGUGUUCGACCAGGAGCUGGUGCGGUUGGGAGGCGGCGCGGAGGAGGAGAUGGUGGCGCUGCUGCAGGUGGCCAUGGCGUGCGCAGGGACCUCACCUGAUGCGCGGCCGGAGGCGACGGAGGUGCUGAAGAGGGUCGAGGAGAUCGGCGGAGGUCGGCACGGGCGGGCCACGACGGAGGAGGAGGGGUCGUGGGGCACGCCGACUGGUGCGUCACCGUGACUCAUCUACCGGGACAUAAACACACGCGCAAUGUAAUGAAGGCAGCACAGCACAACAAAUGUACUGAAUGCAUUCGCAAAAAAACAUGUCAUGGUAAAAU
Lolium rigidum is the source of this 1229-nucleotide messenger RNA. Its product is annotated as probable inactive receptor kinase At2g26730. The transcript has a single exon. Bases 506 to 1129 code for a protein of 207 amino acids. The record is from RefSeq and is a predicted model, not a curated record. Gene Ontology annotation, biological process: protein phosphorylation. Gene Ontology annotation, molecular function: protein kinase activity; ATP binding. Lineage: Eukaryota; Viridiplantae; Streptophyta; Magnoliopsida; Poales; Poaceae.